Tachyglossus aculeatus (Australian echidna) is the source of this 2514-nucleotide messenger RNA. RefSeq names its product tRNA methyltransferase 1 like (gene TRMT1L). Gene Ontology annotation, molecular function: RNA binding. The record is from RefSeq and is a predicted model, not a curated record. Gene Ontology annotation, cellular component: nucleus. Bases 60 to 2348 code for a protein of 762 amino acids. Gene Ontology annotation, biological process: tRNA N2-guanine methylation. NCBI's taxonomy places the organism in Eukaryota, Metazoa, Chordata, Mammalia, Monotremata, Tachyglossidae. The transcript is spliced from 16 exons.
GACGACGCCGCCGUCGUCGUCCCUCACCUCAGCCCCGUCGGCCGGCGGCUGUGGAGGCCAUGGCGGAGGACGGGGGCCGGCGGGGACGGCGACGACGACAAGAAGAAGAAGAAGAAAUGGAGGACGACGACGAAGAAGAAGAAGAAGAAGAGGAGGAGGAGGAGGAAGAGCAGGAGGAAGAAGCCCCGGGGGCGGCCGAGACCAAUGGCAAAGUGAUUCCUUCCAAAUUGGAUAGCAACAAACAAGGUGAAGAAAUUCUGUAUGAAACGGCAUCCAAGGAUGAGGACGAGCCCACCGGACAGAGUUCCACGAGAGAGGCCGACAGUAACAUUUUGGAUCUAUCGUCCGAUUUUCCAAGAGAAAAACACAUCUCAAUUCAGAAGCAACUUACCAACCUAGAGAAGUUAGCCAGCCUGGCCGAAGAUGAAUCGGCCUCCCUUGAAUCACCGAACACAGAUCACGUUGAAGCUGAUAGGAAGUUUUGUCCACUUUGUGCUAGAGAAAAAUUCAAAGCUUCUUCUGCUCACAAGCUUCAUCGGCAUCUUCAGAAUUUACACUGGAAAGUCUCUGUUGAAUUUGAAGGUUACAAAAUGUGCAUCUGUUACUUACCGUGCCGGCCAGUAAAAUCAAACCUGAUAGGAGACCAGACCAUUACAAAGAUGGGAGCUCAUUACCACUGCAUUAUUUGUUCAGCAACAAUCGCACGACGAACUGAUAUGGUAGGGCAUAUCAGUCGCCAUAUAAAUAAAGGAGAGACUGAAUCCCGAUAUAUUGCAGCUUCUGCGGCUAAACCUUCUCAUGAAGUUCUGAAAGAGGCAGACACAGAUAUUCAUGUUCUUCCUAAUUAUUCCACGCCUGAGAAAACAGACACCUAUUUUAAUCCCAAAAUGAAACUGAACAGGCAGCUCUCAUUCUGUGCACUAGCUGUCCUAGCUGAGGAACGAAGUCCUUUGGAAUGUUUGGAUGCUUUUGGAGCCACUGGCAUAAUGGGAUUACAGUGGGCAAAGCACCUUGGGAAUUCAGUAAAGGUUACAGUUAAUGAUAUUAAUGAAAAUUCGGUGAUGAUGAUUCAGGAAAACUGCCAUUUAAAUAAAAUGAAAGUGGUGUUGGGCAAUAAGGAAGAGGAUGAGGGACAUGAAGACCUUGAAGUAGGAGAAGAAAACGUCGGCACUAUUGAGGUGACCAAAAUGGAUGCCAAUGUGCUAAUGCAUUUGAGAUCAUUUGAUUUCAUACACUUAGAUCCAUUUGGAACAUCAGUGAACUACCUGGAUUCGGCAUUUAGGAAUGUAAGAAAUCUUGGAAUUGUGUCAGUAACGUCCACGGACAUCAGUUCUUUGUAUGCUAAGACGCUGCACGUGGCACGACGUCACUAUGGUUGCACCAUUGUCCGAACAGAAUACUACAAAGAACUAGCAGCAAGAAUUGUAGUAGCUGCGGUGGCAAGAGCCGCAGCCCGGUGUAAUAAAGGGAUAGAAGUUCUACUUGCAGUAGCACUAGAACAUUUUGUGCUAGUGAUUGUCAGAGUUUUGAGAGGACCUUCUCAGGCAGAUGAAACAGCAAAGAAGAUUCGUUACCUUAUUCACUGUCAGUGGUGUGAAGAGAGGAUUUUUCAAAAGGAAGGAAAUAUGGUUGAAGAAAACCCAUACCGACAGCUGCCUUGCGACUGCCACGGAAGCAUGCCUGGAAAGACAGCGAUAGAACUUGGUCCUCUGUGGUCAGGGUCCCUCUUUAAUACAGCAUUCCUCUGGAGAAUGCUGUGUAAAACUGUUGAGCAUGGUUUAGAAGACAUUCAGACCUUAAUAAAGACCUUAAUAUGUGAAGCAGAGUGUACGACUCUGAACCAGCUUUCGAUUCAUGGACCUUCAAAUCUCAGCAAGCAUGAGGAAUGUGGAGUAAUUAUUAAAACUCCGGAUUUGGCAGCAGACUCCUGUGGUAUACAUGGAAAAAGGAAAAGUAACGAAGUGAGCAGAAACGCAACCAAGAGGCAAAAGGCAGAAGUCAGUGCCGAACACCCUCCCUUUUACUACAAUAUCCAUCGACAUAGUAUCAAAGGGAUGAAUAUGCCAAAGUUAAACAAGUUUCUGCAGUAUCUCACCCAGGCUGGGUUCCGUGUGAGCCGUACCCACUUUGACCCUACGGGAGUCCGUACAAAUGCCCCUCUGAUGCAGUUCAAGUCCAUCCUCGUGAAGUACAGCACCCCCACAGCCGCCGGAGGCCAGACGGACGGCCACCUGCACUCGGUGGAAGAUGCAGCACCGGACCCUCCCCAGCUCCCGGCGGACGGCAAAUCCAGGGCGGAAAGCUUCUUCUCAGAUUUCCGUACAGCCGAUCUGGCAGCCGCCGUGUAGAGACGGAGCUGGGAUUCUGGGGAUGUAACGCCGUGGGUCUGAGAAGCCAAACAACCCUAGUUGUACACUGACACAGCAGCCACCCGUUUCACUGCUUUUGGAAGCUAAGCUUUCCAGUUUUCUCUUGUUUUAAAGGAGACCAGUUUAAAGAUUUUACAAGACUUCA